This is a messenger RNA of Etheostoma spectabile (orangethroat darter), 1613 nucleotides long. Its product is annotated as macrophage mannose receptor 1. The record is from RefSeq and is a predicted model, not a curated record. Lineage: Eukaryota; Metazoa; Chordata; Actinopteri; Perciformes; Percidae. Bases 1 to 1122 code for a protein of 373 amino acids. The transcript is spliced from 4 exons.
AUGCUUGUGUAUCUAUCAGCUCCAUCGCUGCAGUUCCUUCUCUGUUAUCAGGUCAGUGGUCCUCCACUGGGGGUCAGCUAUGUGACUACCGCUUCCAAAACCUGGAAAGAAGCCCAGAAGUACUGCAGAAAGAACCACACUGACCUGGCCACAGUGUCUAACCAGGAAGACAUGAAGAGACUCCAGCACCAUGUACCAGCCGGAGCCUGGAUCGGGCUGCAGAGAGACUGGCGCUGGUCUCGGCCCGGGGUGGAGUUCAACGAUAGUAAAUGGUCUCCAGGACAGCCGGAUAAUUACAACAGCAAUAAGGAGGACUGUGUGUGGAUGACGAAGGACGGAUGGCAUGACGACUCUUGUGCUUCCGUCUAUAAAUUUAUCUGCUAUGACGAACGCAAGACAUCCGGCAACACAUUUUAUGUCAGUACAGAUGAGAUGACCUGGCGAGAGGCUCAGAACUACUGCAGAACCAAUCACACUGACCUGAUCAGUGGAGUCCAGCAGCUGGAGGACUUCAAGACAAACCCCCUUUAUAUGUCAUUAUACACCCAGGAACCUGAUGAAAAACUCUGGAUCGGCCUGUUCAGGGACCCUGACUGGAGCUGGUCUGAUGGGAGCAACUUCUCUUUCACAAACUGGGAUGAACAAAACCCUGACCCUGAUCGUGACCCUAAGAAGUCAUGUGCUAUGACUACGUCAGGUGGAGCCUGGAGCUCUGAUGACUGUAAUGAAACCAAAACCUUCUUCUGCUACGACGAUUCUCUGUUCCUGAUCAAGGAGAACCGGACCUGGGAGGACGCGUUAUACUACUGCAGAGAUCUCUAUGGCGACCUGGUCUCCAUCGCCAACCUAGACCAGCAGCUCUGGGUCCAGGAGAGAGCCAAGAUGGCCACCACUUACUACGUGUGGCUGGGACUGCGCUACACCUGCACCCUGGACGUCUGGUUCUGGGUCAGUGACGAGACCAGCAACUACACCAACUGGGACCCCAGCAAGACUACGGGGGACGACUGCAACAUGUCUGGAGCCAUGGACAGAGGGGGGGGGGUACAAGUGGGUCAAAAAGAUCAGCGACGAAAACCAGUUCAAUUUCAUCUGUUCCAAGAACUCCCAACCACAAUGUAACUAAGUACUUUUACUCAAGUACUCCCGUAGUAAUGUUGGGGGGAUGGAGUAAUUAUACCUCAAAGGUCAAACUAUGGGGAAAGGUCCUAAUAUUUAAGAAAAAAAUGUAAUAUUUCGGAAAAAAGUCGUAAUAUUUUGGAAAACAGUUGUAACAUUUUGGGGAAAAAGUCGUAAUAUUUUGGAAUUUUCUUUUUUAAUAUUUUGGAAUAAAGUCGUAAUAUUUUGGGAAUAAAUUCAUAAUAUUUUGGGAAUAAAUUGUAAUAUUUUGGGAAUAAAGUCGUAAUAUUUCGGGAAUAAAGUUGUAAUAUUUUGGGAAUAAAGUCGUAAUAUUUUGGGAAUAAAGUUGUAAUAUUUCAGGAAUAAAGUUGUAAUAUUUUGGGAAUAAAGUCGUAAUAUUUUGGGAAUAAAGUUGUAAUAUUUCAGGAAUAAUGUCGUAAUAUUUUGGGGGGAAAAGUCGUAAUAUUUUGGGAAAAAAGUCGUAAUAUUUGGGG